This is a messenger RNA of Rhinolophus ferrumequinum (greater horseshoe bat), 4450 nucleotides long. RefSeq names its product NLR family pyrin domain containing 12 (gene NLRP12). The record is from RefSeq and is a predicted model, not a curated record. Gene Ontology annotation, molecular function: protein binding. The transcript is spliced from 10 exons. Lineage: Eukaryota; Metazoa; Chordata; Mammalia; Chiroptera; Rhinolophidae. Gene Ontology annotation, biological process: positive regulation of MHC class I biosynthetic process; cellular response to cytokine stimulus; negative regulation of canonical NF-kappaB signal transduction. Bases 114 to 3299 code for a protein of 1061 amino acids. Gene Ontology annotation, cellular component: cytoplasm.
CCUGCAGCCUCUGCCUGCGCACGAUGAGAUGGUGGGCACGUUGGAAUCGCCCGUCCUGUGUGUAGAAACAUCCUGGUCUGCAGCUUUUUCCCUCCAGGGUUCACAACGUCCCCAUGCCCCGAACCACAGUCAGGGAUGGCCUAUGUCUCCUGUCCGCCUACUUGGAAGAACUGGAGGCUGUGGAGCUGAAGAAAUUCAAGUUAUACCUGGGGCCAGCGACAGAGACGAGGAAGGGCAGGAUUCCCUGGGGGCGUAUGGAGACGGCUGGUCCCCUGGAAAUGGCCCAGCUGCUGGUGGCCCACUGUGGGGCAAGGGAGGCCUGGCUGCUGGCUCUUAGCAUCUUUGAUCGGAUCAACAGGAAGGACCUGUGGGAGAGAGGACAGAGAGAGGAUCUGGCCAGGGGUACUCCACGAGGUGACCCAUGUUCCCUGGGGAGCCAGUUGGCAUGUUCCCUGGAAGUCUUUCCUGGAGCUCCAAGAAAAGAUCCCCAGGAAACCUACAAAGACUAUGUCCGCAGAAAGUUCCGGCUGAUGGAGGACCGCAAUGCGCGCCUAGGGGAAUGCGUCAACCUCAGCCACCGGUACACCCGGCUCCUCCUGGUGAAGGAACACUCAAAUCCCAUGUGGGCCCAACAGAAGCUUUUGGACAUGGGCCAGGUACACGCGAGAACUGUAGACCACCAGGCCAGCUUCAUUCAGAUGGAGACCCUCUUCGAGCCAGAUGAAGAGCGGCCCGAGCCUCCACGCACAGUGGUCCUGCAGGGAGCAGCAGGUAUGGGCAAAUCCAUGCUGGCCCACAAGGUGAUGCUGGACUGGGCCGACGGGAGGCUCUUCCAAGACAGGUUUGAUUAUCUCUUCUACAUCAACUGCAGGGAGAUGAACCAGAGCGCAUCUGAGCGGAGCGCUCAAGACCUCAUCUCCAGCUGCUGGCCUGAGCCCAGCGUGCCGCUCCAGGAGCUUGUCCGAGUUCCUGAGCGCCUCCUUUUAAUCAUCGACGGCUUUGACGAGCUCAAAACCUCUUUCCACGACCCUCAGGGCCCUUGGUGCCUCUGCUGGGAGGAGAAACGACCCACGGAGCUUCUUCUUAGCAGCCUGAUUCGGAAGAAGCUGCUGCCUGAGCUGUCCCUGCUCAUCACUACCAGGCCCAGGGCAUUGGAGAAGCUGCAUCGCUUGCUGGAGCAUCCCAGGCACGUGGAGAUCCUGGGCUUCUCUGAAGCAGAAAGGAAGGAGUACUUCUACAAGUAUUUCCACAACGUGGAGCAAGCUGGCCACGUCUUCAACUUCGUGAGGGACAAUGAGCCCCUUUUCACUCUGUGCUUUGUCCCCUUGGUGUGCUGGGUCGUCUGCACCUGCCUCAAGCAGCAGCUGGAGGAUGGGGGCCUUUUAAGACAGACGUCCAGGACCACGACAGCAGUGUACAUGCUCUACCUCCUGAGUCUGAUGCAACCCAAACCAGGGUCCCCAACCCUCCAGCCCCCGCCCAACCAGAGAGGGCUGUGCUCUUUGGCAGCAGAUGGCCUCUGGAAUCAGAAAAUCCUCUUUGAGGAGCAGGACCUCCGGAAGCAUGGCCUGGAUGGGGCAGAUGUCUCCUCCUUCCUCAACAUGAACAUCUUCCAGAAGGACAUCAACUGUGAAAAGUUCUACAGCUUCAUCCACCUGAGUUUCCAGGAAUUCUUUGCGGCCAUGUACUACAUCCUGGAUGGUGGGGAGAGUUCAUCCAGCCCCGACCAGAGCCUGAUGAGGCUGUUGACUGAGUAUGGGUUUUCAGAAAGGAGCUUCUUGGCACUCACGGUCCGUUUCCUGUUUGGACUCCUCAAUGAGGACACAACAAGCUACCUGGAGAAGCGGCUUUGCUGGAGGGUCUCACCUCACAUCAAGGUGGAACUGUUGGACUGGAUCCAAAGCAAAGCUCAGAGUGAGGGCUCUACCCUGCAACGGGGUGCCUUAGAGUUCCUCAGCUGUCUGUACGAGAUCCAGGAUCAACAUUUCAUCCAGCAGGCCCUGAGCCACUUCCAAGUGGUGGUGGUCAGCAACAUCGUCACCACGAUGGAGCACAUGGUCUCUUCCUUCUGUGUAAAGAACUGCAGGAGCCUCCUGGUGCUGCACUUGAGUGGGGCUGCCUACAGCGCGGACAAGGAACAUGGGGAGAGAUGGACUUCAGGGCCCAGGACGCUACUGACACACUCGCCCGAGAGGAGUGUUUUGCCAGAUGCCUACAGCCAACAGCUUGCCACGGCCCUGAGCACCAAUCCGAAUCUGACAGAGCUGGCUUUGUACCGCAAUGCCCUGGGAAACCGGGGGGUGAAGCUCCUGUGUCAAGGACUCAGACACCCCAACUGCAAACUUCAGAACCUGAGGCUGAAGAGGUGCCUGGUUUCCAGCUCUGCAUGCCAGGACCUCACGGCAGCUCUGAUGGCCAAUAAGAAUUUAAUGAGGAUGGACCUAAGCAGCAAUGACCUCGGGCUGCCAGGCAUGCAGCUGCUUUGUGAGGGGCUCCGGCACCCCAAAUGCAGGCUGCAGAUGGUCCAGUUGAGGAAGUGUCAGCUGGAGGCUGGAGCUUGCCAGGAGAUGGCCUCGGUGCUCAGCACCAACAGACACCUGUUGGAGCUGGAUCUGACAGGCAACGCGCUGGAGGACUUGGGUCUGCGGCUGUUGUGUGAUGGCUUGAGACACCCAGUCUGCAGGCUGCAGAUCUUGUGGUUGAAGAUUUGCCACCUCACAGCUACUGCCUGUGAAGACCUGGCCUCCACCCUCUGUGUGAACCAGAGCCUGAUGGAACUGGACCUAAGCUUGAAUGACCUGGGGGACCCUGGGGUGCUGCUGCUGUGUGAGGGCCUCAGGCAUCCCCAGUGCAAACUCCAGACCCUCCGGUUGGGCAUUUGCCGGCUCAGCUCCAAAGCCUGUGAGGGUCUGUCCACUGUUCUGCAGCUCAACCGUCACCUCCGGGAGCUGGACCUGAGUUUCAAUGACCUGGGAGACCGGGGCAUGUGGCUGCUGAGUGAGGGGCUGCGACACCCCACCUGCAGACUCCAGAAACUGUGGCUGGACAGCUGUGGCCUCACUGCCAGAGCUUGUGAGGAUCUUUCUUCUACCCUGGGGGUCAACCAGACACUGACAGAGCUCUAUCUGACCAACAAUGCCCUGGGCAACACCGGCGUCAGGCUGCUGUGCAAGCCGCUGAGUCACCCUGGCUGCAAACUUCGGGUCCUCUGGUUAUUUGGAAUGGACCUGAAUAAAGUGACCCACAGAAGACUGGCAGCACUCCGCAUAACAAAACCGUACCUGGACAUUGGCUGCUGACUGGUUCUGUCUGCUGCUUCUUCUCUGGAAGUCUGGACAGAGGAAGAACAUCCCAGGACCCACUAAUCAACAUGAUCAGGCUCUGUAUUUCCUGAAGAGACAUACUCAUAGGCAGAAGUCCUUUUUGCUUGGGGUCUAUAUAAUCCAUGUGUGAUGGAGCUUGGAGCUCUAGUUUUGGGAAGGUUGGUGCCAUGGAGAUAAUUUAGGACAGGGCCAGAUUCUAGAGCAGAGGUUCUCAGCCAGGGGACACGGACAAUGUCAGGAGACAUUGGAGUAGGGCGACGCUAGGGAAGCCAGGGAUCCUGCUAAACCUCCCACCAUGCACAAGAGCCCCCAACAAAUCAUUUAACUGAAAAUGUCAAUAGUGGCAAAGUUGAGAAACCUUAUUCUCAAAUAAUGGUGCAGUAAGUGGACUAGAAACCUUGGAAGGCUGGUGAGGCCAACAGCCCCAACAACCCUUGCAAUCUGGUUUGACACCAUGAUUCUGCCCCGCCUGGAGCUCAUCAAACCGUGACUGGACACCUGCCACAAUUAGGCUGGCCAGUAACCUACACCAGUCUUGGGAUGAAAACAGCAAGGAAACCAACCAGUUUCACUACUGAGGGCUUGAACUAGGGAACUUAAGACUCAGCCAACGGACUGUUGGAAAGCCUUGAGUGGCGUCAUGCUGAACCCAUUAACUAAAGGCAUCUGGAGAGACCAGAAAUUACUAGGAAGCAGGGAGACUUGUAGAGGAUAGGUGAUUUAGUGACCCUGAAACCUAUGCAAGGUUGGAAAAGGAAGUAACAAGAUUCUGUAGUCAUCAUGCCUGUAGACAUACAGUCCAUAACUAUUGAAAAACUUCCUUGAAAUAAAGUGUUACUCAACUUUUUGCUUACUGGGUCUCCAAACCUUUAACAGCUUCUUCUGAAACACCCUUCUCAUUCAGCUGACUAAACAAGAAACCUCAUUUGUUACCCAACCUCUAGGCUGCCUUGUAAAGAUCAGGGCCAAUAAACUGAACUUUUUAGGAGUAUCGAUGGUGGGAGUUGAGUCUUUAGCAGGAAAAAGCUGCUUGAACUUCAGUUACCUGAAGGCCCAAUAGCUGCUGUGGUUUGGGGAGACCCACCAGGCCCAAUGAAUGGGAGUCAUGUUCUCUCCCAGCCCAGGAA